UGUUUGAGUCAAGAAUGGGGGACUAUGAAGCCAAACUCCAGGCUUCGGAUACUUCUCCUGCUCACCGCAAUAUUGCAUCGCUUUCCCAGGACUUCAGAACAGGAUAAUCACCCGUCAGAUGGUAAUGAGGAUGAUAACACAGAAAAGAGUUGGUUGGAAAAGUUUGGACAUGGGAUUUGUCAGAACGACCAAGGUGGUCCGCUGGUGACGUGGAUCGGUGGUCGCGAGACUGUCAUCGGCGUGGCUUCGGCGUUCCUCGUCACCACCAAAAUGGAGUGCAAGGGUCCCUUCAUUUUUGCCAGCACCGCUUGCUCUAGCAAGUUAAUUCUUUGUGUUAUGAGAAGUAAAUUGCGACGGAGUGCAGCAGACUGUGAUCAAGUAGCUCAAGAAUCCGGACAACGUGUUGUCGAAACUGUAAUAGAUUGGGAAAAUAAUAAGAAACAUAGAAGAUCGGGAAUUAGAAAUAAUAUGAGUGCAUUUUGGAAAAUAUUCACAAGUACGUCUAAGGUGGAUGUAGAAACCACAAAAGCUAUAAACGCGAGUACGAAGUCAUAUCUAGAUUUGAGUGUUAUCAAACGCGUUUUUUCUCUGUUUACGCCUAAUGUGCAGGCAUCAAAAUCACAAAUACGACGUUUGGACGUAAGUAAACAAACAGAAAAUAACUCAUUCAAUGAUAAAAUAAACGGGACAAACAAACUGGAAAAACCGACAAAUUUAAGUGACUGGGUUUCGAAGGGUCUUGAUCAAUUCUUUAGUCAGAAAGUCUUAGUAAGUAAUGAAACAGAUUCGGAAGUCGAAGAAAACCUUUAUGGAGGAAUUCAUGAUGCACGAGUUCAUGAUCCUGAAUUUCAUGACGACGGAGACGAAACAUACCUUAGUGAAAGUGAUCAAGACGAACCCGAUCUUGGUGAUCAUGCACAAGACACAACAGGUCACGCGAAAAAUCAUCCAAGCGAAGUAACUAGCCAGAAAUCUAAAAUUGAACCAGUUGAACAAGGUCCAGAAUCUGUAAGUCAUCAGAAUAGUUACAGUAAGGCAAAGAUAGAUAAAAACUGAAACAAUGGAGCGGAAAUUUGUGAGCCAUUAGCCGGUUUUAAAUCCGGUUAAAAUGCAGGUGGGGUGUUUGGGUUUUAACCCACUGCCCAUCUCUGGGCCCUUACAAAAAUCAUCCAUAACAAGAAUGGUAAAAUGAAAAACGGCUCUAAAUGACUCGACGAUGGAAAAUGUAACUUUACAGACAUUUUGAACAUGCUUUAACUGAAUAAAUAAUUAUUUAUUAACUUCAUUCCUAUUUUUGUCGAAUU
Hyposmocoma kahamanoa is the source of this 1304-nucleotide messenger RNA. RefSeq lists its product as uncharacterized. The transcript has 10 exons. NCBI's taxonomy places the organism in Eukaryota, Metazoa, Arthropoda, Insecta, Lepidoptera, Cosmopterigidae. The record is from RefSeq and is a predicted model, not a curated record. The coding region runs from base 25 to 1056 and encodes 343 amino acids.